Messenger RNA from Bactrocera neohumeralis, 798 nucleotides. Its product is annotated as general transcription factor II-I repeat domain-containing protein 2-like. The transcript has 3 exons. The record is from RefSeq and is a predicted model, not a curated record. The coding region runs from base 1 to 798 and encodes 265 amino acids. Lineage: Eukaryota; Metazoa; Arthropoda; Insecta; Diptera; Tephritidae.
AUGAAGCGCAACACAAAGAAUGUGAUAGGUAUACAGGAGUGUUCUGUUGAUAGUAAUGGUGCAAUCUAUGUUAGUUAUGCGAUUGCACUUAAAAUGGUGUUAGGUAACCAUCCAUUUUCUGAUGGAGAUUUCAUUAAAGAAUGCCUUUUGGAAGCAGCUGGAACUUUAACUAAAGAACAUCUUCCGAAAUAUCAAAAAAUCUGCUUAUCGCGUCGAACCAUUGCACGAAGAAUACAGGAUAUGGCAAGUGAUAGUGAACGGCAAUUAAAGAACCGAAUUUCCACCUUUACUUCUGUACCUUUGGCUCUAGACGAGAGUACGGAUGUAAACGAUAUUGCACAGUUGGCUGUGUUCAUUCGGGGCACAGAUAUUGAGUUCAAUAUCACAGAAGAGUUGCUGGACCUAAUACCUAUGAAAGGAACUACAACAGGAGAAGACAUUUUUAAUGCCGUUAUGAAUUGCGCUGCUGAAAAGCGCUUAGACUGGAGCAAAGUGCAUAGUGUGGCGACAGAUGGUGCUAAAUCAAUGACGGGUCACAAAAGCGGGUUUAUAAGCAAAUUUAAUCUAGAAAAGUAUAACGACUUCAUUGCUUCCCAUUGCUUGGUACAUCAGAAAGCCCUAUGUGCUAAGUCGUUAUCUUUCACACAUGUAAUGGAUGUUGUCGUUAAAUGUGUCAAUUUAGUGAGAUCUCAUGGCCUCAAUCAUCGUCAGUUUAAAGAAUUUCUUGAAAGUUUGGAGUGUGAUUAUGGGGACAUAGCAUAUUACACAGAAACACGAUGGAGUUACAGCUUGAGCUAA